AUGUCAUCUUCACCUGCUACAGAAGAUGGGCUUGUCUCGACAGAGGCAACGAGCCAGCCCAGCAUGUCCCAGACCGAUAUCGAUCUUCAGAGAAAGCGAGCUCGGGAUCGCAAAUCGCAGCAGGCAAUGAGAGACCGCCAUAGAGGUCUUGUACAGAACCUUAAUGGACAAGUCGCAUUUUUAACGAAUGAACUGAACACAAGGGUCAACGAAACAGGCUUGCUUGAUUCAAGGAUUGCAGCCCUUGAGGCAGAGAAUGCCCAACUUCGUGCCCAGAACGCAGCACUUCAGCUCAGCCUACUGAAUCGAGGUGAGCAUUCAAGGCUGCCGAUCUUCAACAACCGGGAACCCUGGGAAACGCCGCCACUCAACUCGCAGCCGUCGUGUAUCGCAGAUCAUAUUCUCCAAAACUUUAUCGCCUCCGAGCGCACUGAGAGAGCCUCUAGUCCAGCCGAUACAGAAUCCGGCCCACUUCGACUGAAACCAAACCCAACUUCCUUGUUAUACAAACAUCAGCGAACCAAUGAUGAAGUUAGCAACGUCGCUGGAGAUAUCGUUCGAAGCUAUUCCGAGAUUGAGACGUUCCCAAAACAGGUAGCUGUCUUCUAUGUAAUGAGUAUUCUUUUCAAGUGGCUAGUCUUUCUAGAUAAAAGUAGUUGGGAUACCCUACCAAAUUGGCUGCGACCAAUUCCGUGCCAGCUCUCGCUGCCUCACGCUGCUUGGGUAGAUCGCGUUCCAUGGCCCAAGGCGAGAGAGUAUCUGGUCCAACAUCCCGAAAUCACGUUGGAUGACUUUGCAUCUACAUACAGCUCUAGUUUUACAGUGAAAUGGGACUUUGAUCCUGCACAUGUGUUGAUAACAGUCAACUCUGGGGGGUCGGGACUCAAGGAAGUCAUCAUCAAUCCUGUGUACGAAGACGAGAUACGGCAGCUCAAGAAUUGGGCUAUCGGUCAAAGGUUUAGAGAGAGGUUUCCAGAGAUUGCGAAGCUGAUCGACGAGGAGAUAAAUACUGCGUGA
Messenger RNA from Neoarthrinium moseri, 1017 nucleotides. RefSeq lists its product as uncharacterized. The transcript is spliced from 3 exons. NCBI's taxonomy places the organism in Eukaryota, Fungi, Ascomycota, Sordariomycetes, Amphisphaeriales, Apiosporaceae. Gene Ontology annotation, biological process: regulation of DNA-templated transcription. Bases 1 to 1017 code for a protein of 338 amino acids. Gene Ontology annotation, molecular function: DNA-binding transcription factor activity. The record is from RefSeq and is a predicted model, not a curated record.